UUGUACCACAAGUAAAUUUAUCUUGGCCCCGAUAGAAAGGACGAAAUUCCUGCUGCCAAAUAAGUGAUACACAAUAGAUGGAAAAUAAGGGAAAAUAUAUCAAAAUAACUUGAAUACAGAGCAAAUAGAUACAGAGCAAAAGUCUUCCAAAAACUGUGCCCGAGCCAUUUUUUGUUUUGGGCCCAAAGCAAACAUGUGGCACAGCCCGAUUCCUGGCUCUGCAUACAUAUAGAGCCAUUGCCUUUUGGGGCAGACAUUUUGGACAAUGAGUGAGACGACGGGCAAUGCCAGUGGAGUCGGUGCAGCUGCUGCUCCAGCUGCUGCGGCGGCUCUCCACUCCUUGGACAGCUACGAUGUGAUCUACGAUGCUGGACAGGAGCAUUCAGAUGAUAUGCAAAGCGUUUCACAUAUGGAUUGGCCAUUUUUGAUAAAGGGCAUCCUGGAGAACAGCCAGACAUGUGCGCCGACCACACCGGAGACUCUGCCCGCUCUGCUGUGGGCCAUCAUAGCCGUGUUUGGCAUCGUGUACGCCCUGCUCGGCUAUCGCUGCCUGCGCGCUGUUGGCUUCCUGAGCGGUUUGAUGGUGGGCGCCAACGGGAUAUUCAUACUGCAGGACUUCCAGAUCACCUGGCUGGGCAAGCCGGCUGACUCGGCGCUGGCCAUUGUGGCCGGACUCCUGGGCGCCGUGCUCGGCUCCACGUAUCCUGUCGCCUCGGUGCUGAUCAGCGCCUUUGCUGGCGCCCUGCUCUCCGGCGCUGCGAUGGCCGUCUGUGUGGCCACAAUGCCGGACAACGAGUUCGGGUAUCGCGAGAUCUAUGUGGCUGUGGUCGGUGGAGCCGUCAUCUGCUCGGUGCUGACGCUGUGCUGCGUCAAGUAUGUGACGAUACUGACAUCGAGCAUUGUGGGCACGGCAAUGGUGAUCGGCGCCAUAGACUACUUCAUGCACAGCCUGGAGACAAUUAACUGGAUACUGAGCAUGAAGCCGCAUCCGCUGCCACCGCCUUGCUAUGGCGGUCUCUUGAUAACCGCGUGGCCCUUGACCAUUGUGAUCAGCAUCAUGGUGCAGUGCUUCAUCACCGCUUGGCGCGUGGAUCACCGCAAGCGUCUCUACAUGCGACACCAUCCGCAGCAUCCGCAUGGCAAUCAUCAUCUGCCCCAUGGCCAGCCGGCAGCGGGCGCCGCGGGCGUCGGCAAUCCCCAUGUGCCGAUGCGUCGAUCGCAGUCGCGCACUCGCGAGACCCGCGAGGAGGCCAGGCAGCGCAAGUUCCGUUAUCUGUAUCAGGUGCGAACGGCACGCGGCGAUAUCAUCUCACAGAACUUUGUGUCGGCUCUGCAGAAGCGCAUUCAGCUAAGCGGCACGGAGACGCCGUCGGAGCGGUCCAUUAAGACCAGUUCCAAUGAGCGGAACACGUUCCGGAGCGAUCGCACUCACUUCACGACCAUCCACGAUCCGGAACUGUGCGACAAAAUCGAGAUCGUGCGCGACAUUGGAUAACAAACAAGCAAUAGCUACAUGUAACUAUAUCCGUAAGGGGGGACCGGAGUGAGGGGCGUGGCUGAUGGGAAACGGGUCGGGGGAAGGGGGCGAGACGAAGGCAGAAACUGGAGCAGAACUUACGGUUAGGGAUAGCUGAGACAUGUAGCUAAGAGGAGGAAGAGAAAUUUCAGGACAAAACUCUGAAGAAGCUUUAACUAAAACAGAAGGAAAGAGAUAGAGGGACAGAGAAGGGAGUAGUGGGUUAGAAUAGGUCUGGGUUAUGAAACAUGUUUUUGGUUAAUCAAAACAUAAAGAAGAUAUUUCAAAAAUAUCUCAGUUGAAAAACAAAUUGCUUCAUAGAAUUUGAAAAAAAAACACACACACAAUUUAGAUAUGAUGGAACUAUUGAUAUGAUAUGCAAUAUAUAAAUUGGGGGAGUACAGAGCUGAAUAGUCAAUGAAGUACGUUUGGAAACUAUAGCUGAAAGCUAUAAGCGAAAAGCAGAACUGCUCAAUAAUUGAUUAGGUGAAAAACUAAAAUUGAUAAACAAUCAUUAAGAUGUCAGUUGAUUAGCGGCAGUUAAUAAGAGAUAUCGAAACCAGUAGCUGAAUGGCUGAAUAAUCAGCAUUAGCUGUAAAAAUGAAUACCUAAAGCAGAGUUUAGCUGAAUAGCUAAAGGUAGGUAAAGAAUUUUUAAAGAGUGUCUAGUCUGUUCGUUAGCCGAAUAGCUGAAUAUUAUAAAACCUCCGCUGAAUAGCCGGAUUUCCUAAGCAACAUUUGAACAUUUCGGCUGAAUAGCGGAAUAUGAGCUAAAUGGACUCAACAAAUUUCUGGGAAAAUGUAUUCCUAUGAUAUCUGUAUUCCUAGCCAUAUAUAGUGUUGUCAGAUCUAUUUGGAACAAGCUAUUCGCUAAACUUCUCGAUAGAUAAUAACUAGCUGCAGUUUCCACAAAGAGAAUCACUUUGUACUUCAGCUCUGGCUUUUGCAUUGCAUGGCCCUUAGAGGGCGCGGUCUAUUGAGAUCUGUUUGGAUCCACUUUGAUCUAGAACGAUCUUCUUUGAUCUAUAGCUAUAAACUACAUAGAAUGUUUGUUCUCCAGAAAGAAAAAAACAAAAACAAAAUGUUACUAGCAGCUAAACGAGUCUAGAGUAGUCAAGAAUAUAUAGUAUUGCCGAUCAGGUAGCACUUACGCUACAUAUAUAGAGAGAGCUCUUCAAAUAGAGAUAAAUAUAAGUACGUGAUCGUAAGGUUAUAUGGAAACGUAAUGGUUGGUCCAGUUCGAAUAAAGCAUUGUUUCUCUUCACACUAAGCUAUAUAUGGUAGAUAUUUAUAUAUAUAUAGCAUAUAUCUAAAGUGCAUAUUAUAUAGAUUUUAAGCUAAGUUUCGCGUAUUCCUUGUGUGCUCUCUUUAAACUGGAAACUAAAAACUUUUACUACUGAUUUUUAUGUAUCUGUGUUAUAAUUAUACUAAAAGGCAUUUAACUAACCUAUAUAUAUUCAGCUAUAUAUCACAUAUAUAUAGCCAGAUAUGUGUAUAUAUAUAUAUAUAUAUCACAGUUUUCGCAAGUUUUUCAAUUUAAGGAACUCUUCAAAUAUCUAUAGAAAUAUAGAUAUAAGUAUAUAUAGUACAUUAAGUCUAUGGCAUUUACUAUUUAACAACUGAUGUUUCCUUCGAUUUUUGAUCAAGUACUCCAUAAUAAUAUCUAGUUGUAUACCUAUUAAGUACAAUCAAUUAUGUCCACAAAAGCAGCUCUCCAAGUUUUCAAGUUACAUAAUUCAAUGAAAAAAAAUUGAGUUCAUAAACUAACUCAGAGUAAGCCGAAAGUUAAUUCACUAUAAAAGUUUAAAUAUAAAAAUAAUAAAAAAAAAAAAAUCAAAAUUAUGUUUCA
Messenger RNA from Drosophila mojavensis, 3364 nucleotides. Its product is annotated as transmembrane protein 198. The record is from RefSeq and is a predicted model, not a curated record. Gene Ontology annotation, cellular component: plasma membrane. The coding region runs from base 266 to 1495 and encodes 409 amino acids. The transcript has 4 exons. Lineage: Eukaryota; Metazoa; Arthropoda; Insecta; Diptera; Drosophilidae.